CUGCUGGUGUUUGGAGGUUCCUCAGGUUGACACACGUGGUCUGGGUGUUUUUACAUGCAGGAAGAUGAGAUCACAAAGAAAGAGCAUAAGUCUGGACGUCCAUCUGUUGGGACCACGCUGGUUCCUGACCUCCAUCCUGUUGGCCACAGCUGCUCUGGCCCUGCCUCUGAGCCUUGAAAACCUGCUGUGUUACUACUGUCCUUUGCAGCACAAAGGCAAGUCCUGCCCGAACGUCACCAGCCGGUGUCUGCCUGAUCAGCGCUGCUCCAGCUCCAGAGGCCGCUACGGCUCCGUCCACGUCCUGUCUGCUCAGGGCUGCGUGGACCCUGAACUCUGUGGCUCCCAUGAAAUCAUCUCUCAUCGGGGGGUCAAGUACAAUGUCAGCCACACCUGCUGCUGCAAGGACACAUGUAACGGCCCGCCAAAGUCUGACAGCAGCCUGAAGAUGCUGCUGGGAAUGAUCACGGACACCAACAUCACUCAUGUUCUUAAAGAGGAGCCUUGGGAUUCAUGUGCAAAUUACACAUCACCAAGGAGCUCCAUAUUACCUGCCACUGCAUUAUAGCUUGUAGAAGGCUGGGGCGAGGCCUGCUAGCCACAGGUGCUUACCUGAGUCUCCACAAGGUGGUUAACAUCAAAUGUUGACAUGUUUGUGAUUAUUAUUUUUGCUAAAUUAAUGUGUAAAUGAAGGGGGGGGAAGUGACAUCGUAGUCAAUGUUUUGUGUGAUCACAGACAGAGAAAGGUGGACUUGUCAGCCAUCCUUCUA
Chelmon rostratus (copperband butterflyfish) is the source of this 767-nucleotide messenger RNA. RefSeq names its product protein Bouncer-like. The coding region runs from base 65 to 565 and encodes 166 amino acids. Lineage: Eukaryota; Metazoa; Chordata; Actinopteri; Chaetodontiformes; Chaetodontidae. The record is from RefSeq and is a predicted model, not a curated record. The transcript is spliced from 2 exons.